Messenger RNA from Conger conger (European conger), 3796 nucleotides. RefSeq names its product coiled-coil domain containing 150 (gene ccdc150). The transcript is spliced from 25 exons. Lineage: Eukaryota; Metazoa; Chordata; Actinopteri; Anguilliformes; Congridae. The coding region runs from base 73 to 3168 and encodes 1031 amino acids. The record is from RefSeq and is a predicted model, not a curated record.
GUUUUGAAAGAGGAGGGCACUUCCCUACCAGACGCGUCUCUAUGGAAACCGUACUGCCAGGAAGUAACCUGUAUGCGAGUGAUGUCUCGAGCCGCAAUCCAGCCCCUCCGCAUAGGGGCCACAGCCCCAGAAACCUUGUCCAUAGUGCAGCAGCACCUCCUGGUGGCGGAGGAGCAGACAGAGGGACUUAUUCAGGACAUGGGGUCCCUGGGGGUCCCACGUGAGCAGCUCCUGCAUUCCCCUGCCUUGGUGCGAGAUGGCUGCCAGCGACCUGUGAGCCCUGUGCGGGUUUGGCAGGCUGUUGGGGGGCGCGACGCGGCUCUGUGGCAGAACUGUGAGGCGCUGAUGAGUCGCAUGUGUCGUCUGGAGAGCAUUCUGCACUCGCUCAAGCUCGCCACCUUCCGCCUGGAGACGGAGAGACAGCUCGAUCCGUCUAACUCUGCACGUGUGAUGGAGCAGCUGUCGGCCCUGCAGAAGGAGAGCCAGGAGGAGCAGCGUGAGGCUCGGAAGGAGUUGCUACAGGUUCAGGACCAGCUGUGGCAGGCGUGCCAGGAGAGGGAGGAGGCCCUGGAGGAGGCUCAGAAGCUGAGGGAGGAGCUGGAGGUUGCCACCACAUCCAAGAUGGACGUGGCCCUGGCGGCAGAAGAGCUGAAGGUGAUCAAGGUGCAGAUGACUGAGAGGCUGUUUGAGCUGAAGGUGCAACUGUCUCAGGAAGCAGACCUUCGCUUAGAGGCACAGAGAACCCAUGAUGCACUUCUGCAGCGGGUGAAGGAGAUGGAGGGGGUGGUGGAGAUGGAAAGAGAACAGGUGCAGGUCCUGCAGACGGACUGCCAGGCCAUGCAGAGUGACAGACAGGGUGUGAGGCAGGCGCUGAAGAAAGAGGCGGAAAGAGCCAGUCUGCUGGAGAAACAGAGCCAGCAGCUGAGGGACAAUGCAGAUGUCAAAGAUUCCAUCAUUUCCCAGCUGACUGACGAAUUAAAAAGUGCCCAUCUGGCCCUCCAAAGACUGCAGCAAGAGAACAGCAGGUUGCAGAAGGAUGAAGGCAACCUCAAAACAGCAGCAGAAAGAGUGCAGGUGCUGAACGUGCAGUUGCAGGGCCAGUGUACAGAGCUGAACGGUGCUCUGCGCUCCCUGACCGUGGAGAACGCCAGGCUCCUGUCUGCGCACCAGGCCGAGCUGAAGGCGGAGCGGGAGCGUGUGUUGCAGCAGCUGCAGGAGCAGGACCUCCUCCUGGACGCGGCUCGGCGUAACAUCCAGGCCGAGCUGCAGGGGGCGCUGAAGGAGCGUCUCCGGCUGCAGCAGGAUCUCGAUGUCCUGCGGCGUGACCACCAGCAGCUGCAGCAGAGCUCCAGGGUUGCCCAGGAGACGUCUGUCACUCAGAGGGAGCGCCUGGAGAGCGCGGUCGUGAGGCUGCGGGCGGAGCUGAGCGGUGCUGGGAAGGACGGCGAGGCCCUGAAGAGAGAGAGGCAUCGCACGCUGGCCGAGAUGCAGAACAAGGUGAGCAAGCUGGAGAAGGAGAAGAGCUCUCUGCAGACACAGCUGACCAAGGCCAAGUCCAGGGUGGUGCAGCUGCAGAUUGAGUUGAACGGCCAGACUGAGCACAAACAGCAGGAGAAAAGGAGCAGCAUACUGGAGAAGAAGUACGCAAAGGCCAGUGCUGAGGUCAGCUCGUCGAAGUUGACCUGUCACCAGCUGGAGCAGAAUCUCUCACAGGCGGAGGCCUCGCUGCGGAGGAAGGAGGAGGAGCUUGCCCUGGCGAGAGCGGCUCGGGACGACGCCCUGCGGGACAAGCAGGCCCUCCGGGACCAGAUGGAGAACCUGCAGGACCUGCACAGGAGCCAGCUGUGCCAGCUGGAGGAGCAGCUGGGAGCCAGGCGGCAGGACGGGGAGUGGGUGACACAGACGCUGCACGGCAUGCUGGAGUCCCACGCCCGUCUGCAGGACAGCUCUCACAGCCUGCAGGCCCAGCUGGGGGGCAGAGAGGGGGAGCUCACCGCCCUGAGGGAGGAGAGGGCACAGCUUCAGCAGCAUGUGGAAAGGUUACAGACACAUGUGGAGAGGCUCCAACAUGAUCUACUUGCGACAGACGCAGAGAUGGAGCCCUUGCGUAAGGCCCUGGAGACGGUCAGUGUGGACAACAAGCAGCUUGCCCAUACUCUGGAACAGGCCCUGCUUGCCAACAACCAGUUAGUAGGCAGGCUGGGUCGGACCCAGGACCAACAGGAGAACAUUCAGAGCCAGCACCAGCAGCUGCUCUCCGAGAGGGAGGCAGAGUUGAAGGACACCAGGGAGGAAGUGAAAUGGCUGACGGAUCAUCUGGAUUCUGUGAAGGAACAGUUGAGAAAAGACAGUAAUUGUCAGAAAAGGGCAUCCCACAGAGAGGUCACUGAGCUGAAGAAGGCUGUGGAUGAGGCAACUUCCAGGUCAGGUGACCUCUCCAGGGCCAAUCGGGAGCUGCGGGAGAAGGUGGGCGAGCUGGAGAAAGUAGUGUCCAAUCAGAAAGCCAGAAUUAAAGAUCUGACCACACAGCUGAAGCAGUUUGCGGAGAAUCGGGCAGUUAUGGCCAGCUCACUGAGAAUGAAGGAGAUGGAGGGCACUCUGAAAGGGCUGGAGAGCCUGAAGGACGAGUACCAGAGGAGGAAUAAUGAACAGAGUCAGCUGAUCCAACAGUUCCAGUCGGAGAUGCAGCGUCUGGCCUCCAGCCAGGAGGGGGAGCUAGAGACAGAAAGAGAACACCGGCAGGUGCUGCAGGAUAAGUGUGAGAGGCUGGAGGAGAACACGAGGCAGCUGAGGCGGGGCAGAGACGAGGCGGAGGAGAGGCUGAGGGAGGCCAGCGUAGAGUCACAGCAGAUCACUGAGAACCUCAUUGAAGCUCAUAGCUGGUUCAGGUCCAAUUUCAACAGCCUGAAGAAGGAACUGGAGAAGAGCAAGCGAAAGAAGGAACAGGCCGCAGAGAAGCUUGGUUCCUUGGGGAAUGCUAAGGAGGGGACACCCAGCACAUCGACAGAUUGUGAAAAUGAGGACCGGAGCGGACCAACGGUCCCAGAACCGAGACCAAACUACUGGACUGCCACUGUGCAGCGCUGGGAGACCAAGAGGGAGCUGGCACGCAUCUCUGAGAAAUACAGACGCAGGGACAGACCGACCCACAGACAGACUGACAAAUGAGCGCUCGCUAACACGCUGAAACCAUCAGCCGUCACAGUUCAUCCCAGGCACAGACGCGGAGACGCUAGCAUGUCACAGUUUAAUAUCUUGUACAAAAACACAGCACAAUGACACUCAUUCUGCUACAGUGUGUUCACAUGCAGAAAUACAAAUAUCCAGGCUAGAGCUGGGCUCAGUUGUCCCUUAGCAGAAUGGAUGUAUCAGUCUGCUGGGCCCCCCCCAAGAGUAUCAAAAAACAGUCAUUCGCUGGUUUAGUACUGUCAAUUACAUCCAGAACAUUCUUUUUCAAUACAGAAGUCUGUAUACCCAUACCCUUUCUCUGCUUUCUGCAGGGUUUUGCCUUCGAUGGCACCCCAGUCAAACACCGAAUACUCCAUACCUGGAACUGUCACAUUUAUUCAGCCGACAGUACUGCAGGAAAUAUGAGAGCGCAGCUUCGCAGCGGAAGCUGCAAAAGGAUGCUGGUACUAAACAUGAAGAGAACAUGCUUUUUCAUAAUAACAACUGUACAAUCAUCUUAUUUCUGCUGCAUAUGUAUAUAUCUGUACAAAGGAAUCAUUCUAUGAGUAUCUUUUUUUAUAUAAAAUUAAAUAUUUUUGUAAUAUUCUGUGUAUAAAUGUAUGGUCCU